Molecule: messenger RNA, 758 nt
Organism: Andrographis paniculata
Lineage: Eukaryota; Viridiplantae; Streptophyta; Magnoliopsida; Lamiales; Acanthaceae
Exons: 2
Coding region: 106-636 (176 amino acids)
Source: RefSeq, a predicted model, not a curated record
CAUAUAUACCGAGGAUACAACAAAUGAAUGUCAUUCAUUUCUUCCAAAGUUCAAUUUUCUUUCUAGGUAUAGCAAAAGAAGAUAAUUUUCCGAAGAUAUUCAUCAAUGGCGACAACAAGUAGACAUAAAGGAGUGCUCGAUAGGAAAAACUCGAGCAUCGUGUUCAUACACAUUAACCCUCCUCAUGGAUGGAAGGAUGAUUCUCAAUUUCACUACUUGUAUUUAACUCUUCCCGGAUUCGAAACAAAUAACAUAACGAUACACAUGGACAAGUACGGAUAUUUAGUGGUGCGAGGCGACAGGCAAGUAAGCGAGCACAAAUACAUAAGCUUCGAGGAGACAUUCGAUAUUCCAAACGAUGCAGACCUUGAGGAAGCCAGCGGACAAUUUGAAGACGAUCAAAUUUAUUGUGUCACUAUUCCUAAGAAAAAACAACAAUUGGAGCAACAACAACAACAUCAGCGGAAACAAAGACGUGAGCAUCGGGAAAAACCCACCGUGCCUAUUGAGAAAAUGCGAUCAAAAAGUUUCUCUCCCACGAGAUACGACUCUCUCAUCACCCAUCCAUCCCAUCAAAAGAAAUUUUCGCUUUAUCGUUACAUAACUUCUUGUUGUCGUCGUUGUGGAUGCAUGUAAUUAAAGUAAUUGACGCUUUAUAAUCUAGCUACUUGUAAAAAAUUUGUUGUAAAUUCAUCGUGUCAUAAAAUUCAAAUAAAUAUGAAUAUAAUGGUUUUAGCGCUUAAAUGAGAAUGUCUAGC